UGUUUGGAUAACCCUACAAUGGCAGGCUACUGAGCGGUAAUAGUAAUUUUAUCGUGUGUCUACAACAGAGUGAUUUUCAUCACACAACAAUAAACUUUUACUGCUGGCUUUAUCUUUGGGUUUUUGUUCAAAGUUCACCCGACAUCAAAGAACUUCAAGAGCAUGCGUCGGGCGAACGCGAUCGUUUGGCCUAACGAACGGAGGGGUUUGUCAAUCCUUUCACACGUUUGCUGCGUCGGUCAUCGUUGAUGAUUGGAUGAGACGUUUUCAAACCCUCCAAUCCGGUAGUAGACUGAAAGAAACAAACCGCUCUGGACAGGGCAUUUGCUUACAUCCAUUCUGUUAGAUGUAGCAGCUCUCUCUGAAGCUAUGGCCAAGAGCAUGACUCUGCUGUGGGGCUCCGGCUCGCCUCCCUGCUGGAGGGUCAUGAUCGCCCUGGAGGAGAAGAAGCUGCAGGGCUACAACAGCAGACUGCUGUCCUUCGACAAAGAGGAGAUCAAGUCUCAGGAAGUGUUUAACGUCAAUCCAAGGGGUCAGGUGCCGUCUUUUAAACAUGGAGACGUAAUUGUCAACGAAUCCUACGCAGCCUGUUUUUACCUGGAGAGCCAGUUUAAGUCUCAGGGAACGAAACUGAUCCCAGGCAGCACUGAAGAACAAGCCCUGAUGUACCAGCGCAUGUUUGAGGGCCUCACUUUCUACGACAAACUGACUGCAGUUAUUUUCUACGAGUACUACGUCCCCGAAGGCGAGAGGCUUGCCUCAGCUGUGAAGAGACGCAAAGAGGCUCUGAGCACGGAGCUCAAACUCUGGGAGGGCUUCCUGCACAAGACGGGUUCUGGCUCUAACCUGGCAGGGAAGUCUUUCACGCUCGCAGAUGUAGUCGUUUUUCCAACCGUUGCCACUCUUUUUAGAUUUGGGUUGUCUGAAAAGCGUUACCCCAGACUGGCAGAGUACUACGCUCUGCUGAGGGAGAGGCCGAGCGUCAAGGCCAGCUGGCCUCCCCAUUGGCUGGAGAACACCAAGGGUCAAGACACCCUGAAUGACAUCUGACAAAGAAAUAUUUCAGUCAGACCACGAAAAUACCAUUUUAUAUGUGUUUUCUUUUUGUAACGGCAUAAAUCCUUUCCCUCAAAAAUUGCAGCUGUUUCGACAAUCUUGUAACAUGAUUGGAUAUUCCUUAUAAUAAAUGUGUGUGAACUUUUCUAAUGAGUGUAGCUACUGUUUGGAUUUCUUUCAAAUAAAUCUGAAAUAAUCCAACCAAAGUUAUCACUACCACAGAUUCUACUGGGCUGCAGGUCAUGUGGUUUUUGGAGGAUAACAGCAAAAAUGCCUUUUAGACAGCAGAUGCAGAAAUGAUAGAACAUUUUCUUAAGACGGUCUGCAUUCUAAAAUGGAUGAUUGGUGUUAAAUCACAAUUUGUGUUUUUGUUAUAAGAAUAAUACAAGUACAAAGACUAACAGAUAGCUAGGUAGCUAUAACGCUUGCUAGGUAGAUUUGUAGCUAGCUGGUUGUUUUUAUUAGGUGAACAUUUUUCACACCACACACACACACAUACACACACACACACAGUAGCUAGACAGCUGACUAGCUAGCUACUAUGCAGCAAGCGUUAUAUCUUGCUAGCUAGCUUUAUACCUGGCUAGCUAGCUUUACAUAAAUCUAGCGAUGUGAUUUAAAUAGCUAGCUGGAUAUGAAGCUAGCUAGCCAGACAGAUUUUUCAAAGAAAUGAAGUAUCAGUUGCUAUAAGACUAUAAUGUCUCCAUGUCAGUAUGACUGCAAAUGCACUAAAUGAAAUCCUUUUAAUAUUUCACUUCUACAGCAAACAUUUAACAAGCUGUAACAUUUUUUCUUUUCUUGGCCAGUGUUCAUGCAUCACUGUGUUUUCAUGGGAGUGCCUGCACCUGUUAUUUUCUGGUUGUAUGACUCCAUCUGUUCCAACAAUCAGAGUAUCAGAAACAGCAAGGCUUUUCUUGUGAACAUCUAUUUGCUUUACCAUCACACCACUCUAUGCAAUACUUUGGUAAUGAGAAACCUGUAUAUAGGCCAUCAGUUAAUAUUAAACCAGCUGAUAUUGGUUUCACGUAGCAUAUUGGUUUUGUUUCUAAAUAACGAAAUCGACUGGUUUCUUCACUUUCUUUGAUUUUUCCACGUCUUUUUCUUCAUGUGCUUGUUACUUAUUUUCUAUACCGUUCCACUUUAUUGGUUAAUUUAUGGACAAAUUUGCGUUCAUUUCUUUUUUUAUAUGUGGAUUACUAUGAUUGUUGCUGACAUCUGGUGGGAAUGUGAUACCAAUCGCCUCGACAGAAAUAUUUAGACUAAUGUGUUGACAUGCGUUCCGAUGAGGAUCAAAACGACCUCUAAGCGGGUAUUAAACAUGCUUUUCAUUAAGACCACAUUUUUGUAUUAAUAUAUGUUUUUAUUGCUGUGACACACGAUAGAAAUCUCUUUUUUUCUUCUGUACGAAUCUAUAUUUGCAAAGACGAUGUGAUUUAAAGUCAUAACAAUAAAUUUAAUAUUUGCCAAACAAUCAAA
Xiphophorus maculatus (southern platyfish) is the source of this 2532-nucleotide messenger RNA. Its product is annotated as glutathione S-transferase A-like. The coding region runs from base 370 to 1050 and encodes 226 amino acids. The record is from RefSeq and is a predicted model, not a curated record. The transcript has 6 exons. Lineage: Eukaryota; Metazoa; Chordata; Actinopteri; Cyprinodontiformes; Poeciliidae.